AACGCCAGGCGUCGAGAUGGUUCCACGCAGUCCGACUAUGGCAAACUUUUUACGCAACCAUCAAAAUGGAAAUUUUCCUACUUGAAUAUCUGAGUACUCCAAGAAGCGAAUUGAGGGAAACGAAUUACGACCUUCACUAGCCAAAUACUGAAGAGCACGCAAUCUCCGGAGUACCUGCCUGUACAAUACAGAAAGGACUAGUCGUUAAUUUUUUUUAUUUUUUAUUUGCAAUAUAUUCAUUUGGUGAUAGUGAUUGGAAUGCUUUUGAAUUCUUUUUAAAACCAAACACAAAAAAAUUUGAAUAGUGGGCUUCAAUGAUGAAGCGAUUGUGCGCGCGGCUAUCGCGACGUCGAUUCGGCACACCCUCAUAAGCACAUGAGAACUUGCGGGCGCGACGACCGGCGGCGCGUAGUCUGCAGCCACGGACGACCACCACGCGCACUCUAUCCUACGUCCAUGUGUUUAAAUUGAAUUCCUAUCACGACACCAAAUUUUCUUCGUCAAGAUGGGUCAUUUCGCAUACGUAGGCAGUUCGGUCUAGGUUUUUUUCUACCUGGGAGCGAAAGCGGACUUUACGAAUGGGUGUGUACUUGCAGGUGAUACGUUAAACGGUCAACGACUGAUCGAGUUUAGACUCGGCCAAGAGGCCGACCAAAGCGAGGGUCUAUCCGUGGCCAGCGCCGAGCUAAUGGUGCGCGCCGAGACGGCGCCGCGCGCGCGCCACCUACGCUACACGCUGUGGGCGUUCACGGUGGAGGGCAACAACAGCGUGGGUGCGCUGGCUGGCGCAGCACGGCGUGACCCCAGUCGUGGUUGGCAGCGCCUGGACGUGACUGCGGCGGCGAGGCGCUGGACCGCGGGCGGAGCUAGGGGGCCGCUGCGACUGCUGUUGGACUGCAGCGGUUGCCUAGGCCGCGUACGUCUGCGGUUAGGUGGCGGUCAGGCGGCACGGCCAUUACUGCGCCUCCGACUAGCGCCGCCACCGCAGCGUCGGCGCCGGUCGUUAGAUUGCGACGCCGCAUCGCGAGGCAGCUGCUGCCGCCAGACUUUCUACGUGAGCUUCCGCGCGCUGGGCUGGGACGACUGGAUUGUAGCGCCGGAGGGUUACUACGCAAAUUACUGCCGCGGUGCGUGCGCGCCCUUCCAAAACUACCACGCGCAGGUGGUGGAGGCGGCGCGGCUAGAGCGCGCGGCGUGCUGCGCGCCCGUGCGCUUCUCUGCACUGUCGCUCAUCUACUUCGGCGCCGACGCCAACAUCAUCAAGCGUGACCUGCCCGAGAUGGUGGUCGAGGAGUGCGACUGCCCUUAGCGGCGCCCUGUACAUAGCUGCCGCCCGCGCCGCGCCUCCGCCCCGCCCCGCUCUCCCGUGCUUCUGCCGCUCUCGAAUCCGAUUUAAUCCGAAUCGAUUAUAAAUAAUAUUUUCGACUUGUGUAAUACUUUGUUCCUCACGUUCGAAAGACUAUAUCCUACAAUCGAAUAACUAUAUGCGUGUGCGCAGAGAGUCGAACCCAGGCGGGCCGCGCCGGCGCCGCCGCCGAGGGACAGUCAGAUAACAAUCGCCGCUGCGCCGGUGCCGCCCGCUCGAUACAUAUUACAGAAACGCGCGACUCUCCAUGCACAAUGCUAGAUAAUUUAAUACGCCAUUUUCUUUCACCCUGUUUGGUGAUCGCUUGUAAUUAUUG
Hyposmocoma kahamanoa is the source of this 1682-nucleotide messenger RNA. RefSeq names its product inhibin beta chain (gene Actbeta). Gene Ontology annotation, cellular component: extracellular region. The transcript is spliced from 2 exons. NCBI's taxonomy places the organism in Eukaryota, Metazoa, Arthropoda, Insecta, Lepidoptera, Cosmopterigidae. The coding region runs from base 689 to 1309 and encodes 206 amino acids. Gene Ontology annotation, molecular function: cytokine activity; growth factor activity. Gene Ontology annotation, biological process: SMAD protein signal transduction. The record is from RefSeq and is a predicted model, not a curated record.